CACAAACGAGACAGUAUUGAAGAGAGCAGGCCACACUGUGCCUUUUUAUUAUCUCUACCAGCACAAUACACCUUUUGCGUUCUAAAACUUUAUUUGUUUGAGAUUAAUUUGCGAACUAUGGUAGAGUUUGUAAAUGACCCAAAUUUUAAAGAUUUAGUGGUUGACACCACAAUUGACAAUAGAAAUGACGAGGAGCCAAUGACAAUUCGCAAUUUCACAGAACUGAUGAUUCAGUUUUAUAAGCUUGGCUGGAUGCGUGGAAGUGGUGGAGCAAUGGGAUGCAUUUCCGGAAGUGAGUUGAUGAUAUCCCCGUCGGCACUUCAAAAAGAGCGUAUCCGAGAGCAGGACGUGUUUGUUUACAAUAUGAAGGAUAAAACUGAGGUUCAACGACCGCCUAACAAAAGGAUCACUGUUUCAUCGUGCUCAGUGCUCUUCUCGCUGAUUAUGAAAGAGACUGGAAGCGAAUGCGUAAUUCAUACUCACUCAAAAUGUGCCAACCUCAUUACGCAACUCAUCAAAUCCAACGUUUUCGAAAUUUCCCAUCAGGAAUAUAUUAAAGGGAUAUACGAUCCAUUUUCCGGAAAAGCUCUCAAAUACUCCGACACUUUGACCAUUCCUAUCAUAGACAAUAUGCCGAGUGAAAGCCAACUUUUGGAACCAAUAAGAGGUGUUCUCGAGAACUAUCCCCAAGCAAUUGCAGUGCUCGUCAGGAAUCACGGACUUUUUGUGUGGGGCCCGACUUGGGAAUCAACGAAGAUCAUGACGGAGUGCAUCGAUUAUCUGUUGGAGUUGAGUAUUGAGAUGCUCAAAAACAAUAUUCCGUUGGUAAACGAAGAAGCGUUUGAAAAGGAAGAUAAUUUAUCAGACAAAAUGAGAACUUUAAUGUUUGGUGAUAUGGCACCUGUUUGAGUUUGAAAAAAUUAAAAAUUCGAGAUUAACAAUUCUCGCUUAAGUAAUUUAUGGCUAAGUUUUUGUGAAAUAGAACUUAGAAUGUUCGAAGACCAUUCAUGCUCGGAUUUUAUUGAGAUUACUUCGAAACUAUAAUUAUUUUUCAUUUGAUUUCGAAAUUUCAGUUAUUGACCUAUUAGCUGAAAAAAAUAAUAUUUAGAUAUUUGACAAAUCAAACAAUUCGUUUUUUUUAAAGAAAAGACAGUUGAGUUUUGAAUGUUCCGUUAGAAAUUUCCAGAGACAUUUUGUUGUUAUAUUGAAAUUUUCAAUGUUCAUAUUCUGAACGCCAUUUAUCCAACAGCAUUUGUGAUCAUGUUUAUAUCUUACGGUUCGUUUUAUUUUGUGAUAGAUUUAUAUCUUGUCAAAGUUUCACUCGCGUUUAUUGUUUAUUAAAAGAUUUAUUAGAAGAUUCCCUGCCAAAAUACAAAUAAAUUAUUCCUAUA
Molecule: messenger RNA, 1391 nt
Organism: Caenorhabditis elegans
Lineage: Eukaryota; Metazoa; Nematoda; Chromadorea; Rhabditida; Rhabditidae
Gene: ZC373.5
Product: putative methylthioribulose-1-phosphate dehydratase
Exons: 6
Coding region: 118-909 (263 amino acids)
Biological process (GO): L-methionine cycle
Cellular component (GO): cytoplasm
Molecular function (GO): metal ion binding; zinc ion binding; methylthioribulose 1-phosphate dehydratase activity
Source: RefSeq, marked reviewed